Molecule: messenger RNA, 1560 nt
Organism: Cariama cristata (Red-legged seriema)
Lineage: Eukaryota; Metazoa; Chordata; Aves; Cariamiformes; Cariamidae
Gene: PDZK1
Product: PDZ domain containing 1
Exons: 8
Coding region: 1-1560 (519 amino acids)
Biological process (GO): protein localization to plasma membrane
Cellular component (GO): apical plasma membrane
Molecular function (GO): protein-membrane adaptor activity; protein binding
Source: RefSeq, a predicted model, not a curated record
AUGACUUCUGUUCUCCAGCCCCGAGAAUGUAAAGUGAUCAAAAAGCCCCAAAAGAGCUACGGAUUCUACCUACGUAUUGAGAAAGACACAGCAGGGCAUCUCAUCCGGAACGUGGAAAAGAAUAGUCCAGCUGAAAAGGCUGGCUUGAAGGAUGGAGACAGAGUCCUCAGGGUUAACGGUGUGUUUGUAGACAAGGAAGAACAUGCAAAGGUGGUGGAGAUUGUCAAAAACAGUGGGAAUUCUGUUGUACUACUUCUUCUGGAUGACGCAUCCUAUCAAAAGGCAGAAAAGGAGGGAGUGAACUUGGAAGAGCUGGGUCAAAAGGUGUCAACAGGACAACAGCAGGAGCAGCAGCCCCCACCGCCCACGGCCAAUGGAGCAACCACUGAAGUUCCACGACCCUGGCUCUGCUACCUAGUGAAGGAGGAGAAAGGCUAUGGCUUCUCUCUUAAAACCACAGAAGGACAGAAGGGGUUGUUCAUAGUAGAGCUUUCAUCACAAGGAGCAGCUGCAAAGGCUGGUGUCCAAAAUAAUGAUCGCCUGAUUGAAAUCAAUGGAAAAAAUGUGGAAAAUGACACACACGAGGAAGUGGUGGAAAAGGUAAAGAAGUCUGAAAAUCGUGUUAUGUUUCUACUUUCAAAUGAAGAAACGGAUCGCUAUUACACAAGCCAGAAGAUGGUACUGAGCAAAGAGAGUGCCAACCUAGGACUGCUUCCCCUCAAACCACGACUUAUUGAGAUCCAGAAAGGGAAAGACGGUUAUGGCUUUUAUCUACGGAUGGAACAAAAUACUGGUGAUCAUGUAAUCAAGGAUGUUGAUUCCGGGAGCCCAGCAGCAGAGGCAGGUCUCAAAGACAACGAUAUCUUAGUAGCUGUCAAUGGUGAGCAAGUGGAUGGUCUGGAUCAUGAAAGUGUAGUGGGAAAAAUUAAGCAGUCUGAGGCAAAAACCACACUGUUGGUAGUGGAUAAGGAGACUGAAGCCAUGUAUAAACUGGCUCAAAUUUCCCCCUUCUCAUACUACUACAAAGCACAAGAUCCAACUCCAGCUAAAACGGAGGAAAGAUUGCACACUGAGCAGAAAGUGAACCACAAGCCAAGAAUCUGCAAGAUGGUGAAAGGGCCUAGUGGAUUUGGCUUCAGUUUAAACAUGAUCAAGAACAAGCCUGGACUGUUCAUCAGUGAGGUACAAAACCAUGGGCCAGCGGACACAGCAGGUGUACAAAAUAAUGACUUUUUGGUGGAAGUGAAUGGGGUGAAUGUGAUCAAUGAAUCCUAUGACAAAGUGGUGGCAAGAAUCCAGGACACUGGUGACAGACUAACACUACUGGUAUGCAGCAAAGAUGCCUACAAAUACUUCCAGGGCCAGAACAUUCCCACCACAGCUCCUAUGGUAGAUCCAGUCCACGACAGUUCUGAACCUCCUGCUUAUACAGAAAACCAUCCGUCAGAGCCAGAGAGAAACUCACCUGAACCAAGAGAAAGGGCAAGCUCAUCCUCCUCUUCACAAUCAGCUGCCUCUACCAGAGCAGACAGUGACAACAAUGACAACACGAAGUUGUGA